AUGACGGAGCCCGCAUACAGCCACACCAGCCGCGCUGUUUUGCGCUUCCGCGCAGCACAGGCCACCGAAGAUGCUGCAGAUUCAGCGGUUGAUCCGGCGCAACAGCUGGCGGUAGCGCAUUAUGAUUCGUCGCCCUCAGCCGAUGCGACGCAGGCGGCGCUGGAGGCGUUCACGAACAGUCGCGAGGAGGAUGCGGUGAGCUUCGUCGCAGGCUUCUUGCAUCUCACCCCAAGUGACAGAGUGACCGCGCUUGCGAAGCUCGAGGCCCAUGGGGAGGUCCCACCUGCUGGUGGCGCGGCGGCAGGAAAUAAGCUGUUGGAGACACGCAUGCCGGCUGCCACAUGUCCAGAGCUACGCCGACGUCUGCAACAACACGAACUGCAGGCGCAGCAGCUUGCUCUGGCCGAUCGCCUCUCCGGAAAAGCCGAGAAAGUGACUCAUGACUGGCACUCCGUGAAGACUCGCACACAUUCAUUCGAAAGCGGGCAGGGCUCACUGGACGACGGUACAUCAGCGGCACCUGCGGACGUACCGUCGUCUCCCACCAGGAAUCGCGACGCGGAAGGGCUGGAAACGAUCGAGUUAGAGGAGAGCACGCGCACCGGCGUCCUCGUCGCAUUCAUAGACAAGGGCGUGGCGGAAGUCUCCACCCGCUUCGACAACUUCUUUGACGCGGCCGCUAGCCCACUUGCUUCUCUGGACAGCGCCCAAGGUGAGACGCGCGACGGUGUACCGACCCCAUCGGCGCCACACAUCCUUCCGACGCUAGACGAAAUACUGGGCUUGAAUACCGAGGAGGCGGAGGACCCCACUACACCUCCAUCCAUGAAGUCUUGUUUUUCGCAGACGGCGGACGCUGGCGACACCGGUGCCUUACUGAAUGCGUUCGAGCACCGGCCUCAGCGUCGAUGUGAGAGCGAUGUCUCCAGCCCGACCUCCUCCGUGGAAAGCGUUGCACUGCCUGGGCUGGAAGAUGCUCGUGUGAACUUGGACGGCCCUCGCGAAGCCUCUCGAGACACAGAGAACGUCGAAUUUGUUUCCAAGCUCCACGACGUUAUUGCGGAGAGAGAUAACUGCGUGCAGCCCUUCACUUUGGAUCCCCUCUUCGACUACGACGCCGACAUCCUCGGCGAGGCAUUCCGCACCGGCGCCGCGUGGCGGAGCGACUGA
Messenger RNA from Leishmania major strain Friedlin, 1170 nucleotides. RefSeq lists its product as hypothetical. The record is from RefSeq and is a predicted model, not a curated record. The transcript has a single exon. Lineage: Eukaryota; Euglenozoa; Kinetoplastea; Trypanosomatida; Trypanosomatidae. The coding region runs from base 1 to 1170 and encodes 389 amino acids.